UCCGGAAGAAAACUGAACUCAAGCGAAGUUGAAACUAGAUUUGGUUUUGGAGUUUAGAGAAAGCUUGAGAGUGAGAGAUCGGUGAGUAAGUAUCUUCUAAGAUGGUGAAGUCUUCAGAAAUCGUGAAGAAGCUGAAUCUGAGGUCUCACCCAGAAGGUGGCUUUUUCUAUGAAACGUUCAGAGACUCUUCUGUUAUCCUCUCCACCUCUCAUCUCCCUCCCACCUUCAAGGUGGACAGAGCAGUGAGCACAAGUAUCUACUUUUUGCUUCCGUCUGGUAACGUUUCACGUCUUCAUCGCAUACCAAUGGCUGAAACUUGGCACUUCUAUUUGGGUGAACCCCUCACUGUGUAUUGGGAAAUGAAUCUCCUCUAGACAAAUCAAGAAGAGGAGGUGGAGUCUUGAAGCCACUUGUGCAAACAAACAUCUUCUUGAGAAGAAAAGAGAGUGAUUUCUUCUUCCUGAUAGUAACAUCUGUGUUGACCGCAGUGAGAUCUUUGCUAAAAUCUACUUCAUCAUCUUCUUCUUCCUUGGAGCAGAGGCUGUUUCCAAGUGUACCAAUGGCUAGAAAGGUUUCUUCGUCUUGAGACCAACUUUUACUCAAAGCAGGUCCUGAUAAUUCUUGAGCUAUAUAUACAUCAGCAAACAGGUCAAUAAUCUAUCCAAAGUUGCUUCUUAGUAUAAGAAUAUUUACUCAUAAGAACCUGAAGUUAACUCAUGUUUCUUUCCAUUAAGUUUUUUCUGAACCCAACUAAAAAUCUGUACCCACCAAAAUCAAAAAUUUACAUGAUCAAAUAGAGAUCAACACACCACAAAAGUUAAGUUAGUUCAGACAAAUAUGAAAACAAACCUUCAUGUUUCAAAAGACAUAUAUAUAAAUAAGAACAUGUAUGUGUGUGCACCAAGAAAAUUUUCUUUUUUUGUCGAUGAUCUUUUAUCUCCUUGAAUAGUAUCAGGAGAUACAGAUGAUCAUAGUGGUCCCGUGUUUUUAAAGACACAGUAAACACAAAUACCUGAAGCCAGCAAUACGCCAGCAAAUAAAAAUUUGGGUUCAAGUUUCCAUAAACCCUCGAAAUCACCAUUUAUAUAACACUUGAUCCCAUCUUUGAGGACUUUGUUGAAUGUUGAUUCACCAAAAUCACAUAAUUUAUUGUAUAAAAAUGGCUUAAGAGAUCAACAUCCAGCAAGUAGUUGAAGGAAAACACAUGGAUUUGUCUGUUCUUUACACUUUCUCUCCUGAAGUUAUAAGGAUUUUAUAUAUGACCAGGCCGUAAAUAAAUUAAAUGUUGCGUGUAACGUAACUAUACAAACUUACUUUGAAGCUUUUUUAAAAUCAUUUUUAGAACUAGUCUUCUCCACCACAGGCACAAACAAAUACUUGUGCAACAUUCAAAGCAAGCGAUGCAAGUAAUCGCGGUGAAGACAAGGUCACAUUGAUCAUUGAGCUUAGUGCAGCAUUGUACACAGCACAUGCAGUAACAUUUGUUGCACAAGCGAGGCAGCCUUCACGAACUUUUCAGCAGCGUCAAGUGCUCUUUGUUUUCCAAAUCCUGGUGGAACAUUUUCUCUUGUACGUAGCUGCUGUAUCACCAACGCCUAAACGUUCCUUGAUAUGAUCUGUAUAGUAUAUCAAUUAGUUAUAUUCUUUCACUAUAAUUGUUAAGAUAGAAAUUGAUUCUCGGUUGUUGUCUUCUUGCUCUGUCUGUCACCGUAAAAGAGAGCUUGACAAGUUAGAUUUAUUCCAAUGAAAACUGCAGUGAUAAUAUUUUAACAUAAUAAGACAUCAACAUCUAGAGAAAAUAAGACAACCUUUUGGAAAGUAAGAUCUGUUUGCAAUGAUAAUUUAUUCUGAAACUGAGCCAGCUUUUGUUAAAGUGAGAAAAUGUGAAACAUAUUGAUGUUUUCUUUCUUCUUUUCUUUUCACUUUUUCAGUGAUGUUCUUACACCACACAGGCAACAA
Eruca vesicaria subsp. sativa (arugula) is the source of this 1959-nucleotide messenger RNA. NCBI's taxonomy places the organism in Eukaryota, Viridiplantae, Streptophyta, Magnoliopsida, Brassicales, Brassicaceae. The record is from the annotation of a GenBank genome assembly.